AUGAAGGUGCGCGGGGCCGGGACCGCCAUCGCCACCGGAACCGGGACCGGGAUCGGCAGCGGGGGGGAGGCGGAGCGGCGGGGAGCGGCUCCGGUGGGGACCCGUUGCCGACGGACCGGGCUGGAGCGUUGUCUCGGGGCUGUCCCCCCCGCCACGCCGCCGCCGGUGUCACCCGGUGGUUCCGGUGGGGACAAUAAGCGGUUGUCGGUGCUGCUGAAGAAGAUGCACUUGUUCCGGAGCUCCAGCUACGAGAUCAGGCUGGAGGGAGAGGGGGGGAGCCUGCCCCGCAUCCAAGGCAUCCGCUGGGAUUACAUUGCAUUCCAUUGCUUUGCAUUGUGGAUUUCAUUGCAUUUCAUUGCGUUUGCCCUUCUUUUUGGGGCCACCAACACUUUCUGUUUGCUUUUCCAGACUCCGCUUUUGGAUGCUGAAUCCUCCCUGGAUUAUGGACACAGCCUUACCCAGGCAUCCUCGGAGAAGAUCUGGAGAGCUGGAAAGCUCCUCUUCACCUACCUCACCAGCACCAGCCCCAGCCUCAUCCGGGACCAUAAGCAUCACCUGCGGCACCACAGGAGGUGCUGCUCUGGAAAGGAGCUGGUGGACUGGAUGCUGAAUGCAGAGCUGGGCAUCCAGACAAGGAGCCAAGCCAUCGGCGUGGGGCAGGUGCUGGUGGACGGCGGGGUCCUGACGCACGUGAAACAGGAGUGGCAUUUCCAGGACAAGGACACCCAGUUCUAUCGCUUUGCUGAGUUGGAGUUGAGCCCCGAAGCCCGCAUGGGGCUGCGGGAUGCGGAGGAGCUGCUGGAGGCGGUGACCUUCCUGGCACAGUUGGGGCCUGAUGCACUGCUCACCAUGGCCCUGCGCAAACCGCCUGCCCAGCGCACAGAGGAUGAGCUGGAACUCAUUUUUGAGGAGCUGCUCCACAUUAAAGCCGUGGCUCACCUCUCCAACUCGGUGAAGCAAGAGCUGGCGUCUGUGCUGAUGUUCGAGUCACACCAGCGAGCCGGCACCGUGUUGUUCAGCCAAGGGGAUAAAGGCACCUCGUGGUACAUCGUCUGGAAGGGUUCGGUGAACGUGGUCACCCAUGGCAAGGGCUUGGUGGCCACGUUGCAUGAAGGGGACGAUUUUGGGCAGCUGGCACUUGUGAACGAUGCUCCCCGAGCAGCCAGCAUCAUCCUGAGGGAGGACAACUGCCACUUCCUGAGGGUGGACAAACAGGAUUUCAACCGCAUCCUCAAGGACGUGGAAGCCAACACCAUGCGCCUGAAGGAGCACGGGAAGGUGGUGCUGGUGCUGCAAAAGAACCUGCAGGGAGGCAGCAGCCAGCCGGCCACGACGCGGAGCAGCAGGUACCUGGUGAUGGCUGGGACACCAGAGAAGAUCCUGGAGCACCUGCUGGAGUUCAUGAGGCUCGACGCCACGCUUUACGACCCCGUGGACACACUCCUGGGGGAUUUCCUGCUGACCUACACUGUGUUCAUGCCGACCUCACAGCUCUGCAGGGCUCUGCUGCAUCAUUUCCGCGCAGAGCCGCUGGAUGGCUCAGAGCAGGAGAAAGCCACCUACUGCCUGCACAAGCGCCGCAAGAUCCUGCGCCUGGUGAGCCAGUGGGUGCUGCUCUACGGGCGGCUGCUGCAGGGCGACCGCAGCACCACGGCUCUGCUGCAGAACCUCGCUGACCUGGUGAGCCAGGACCCUCGGCUGGGGGCCAUGGUGCAGGAGCAGGAGCGGCGGCGACCCCGAGCGAUGGAGAAUGGGGACAGCAGCAUUUCUCCCCAGCCCAAGUCUCGGAGCUCCAUGAGCUGGCUCUCCAGCCAAGACGAGGCGGCUUUGAGCAGCAGCUGUGCCUUAAGAGCCCAGGAUAAAGUGCCCUACGAGAUCUACAGAGCUGACCAUUCGUGCCUGGUGACGGUGCUGCCCGUCAACGCAUCGGUGCGGGAUGUGCUGCAGUCCCUCGCUCCACAGCUCGGCUGGGAUGAAGAGCACCUCCUGGUGAAGGUGAAUUCAUCCGGAGAGAAAGUGGGGCUGCAGCUGGACGCCGUGGGGGUGUUCACCUCGCUGGGGCUCAACGAGAGGCUCUUUGCUGUCAGCGUGGAGGAGCUGAGCAGUUUGACCCCCCACCCUGAGCAGUUGGGCCCCCACGUUGGCUCCUCGGACACGUUGGAUCUCAUCAGCUCCAAAGACCUGGCCAGCCACCUCACAGACCAUGACUGGAACCUCUUCAAGAGCAUCCAUCAGGUGGAGAUGAUCCACUACAUCGUGGGGCCACAGAAGUUCCACGAGGUGACGACAGCCAACCUGGAGCGAAUGAUGCGGCGUUUCAACGAGCUGCAGUACUGGGUGGCCACCGAGCUGUGCCUCUGCCCUGAGCUGGGCAGGAGAGCCCAACUGCUGCGCAAGUUCAUCAAGCUGGCUGCACACCUCAAGGAGCAGAAGAAUCUGAAUUCCUUCUUCGCGGUGAUGUUUGGUGUGAGCAACACAGCCGUGAGCCGCCUUGCCAAGACCUGGGAGGUAACAGCCCAUGGGCUCCUGCCACCUCCCCUGGGCUCUGCAGUGACAGAUCCGAGUCUCCAUGACAAAGAUCAGGGGUGGCCAAGCUCCUGGGUUCCCACAUGAGCUGCAACCCAAGGCCUGGGGAGGCAGGGAGCGCAUUUCCCAUGAAGAUCAGGAUGCAACUAUUGGAAGGGACCUUAAAGAUCAUGGAACCAUGGGAUGGUUGGGUUGAAAGGGUCCUUAGGGAUC
Messenger RNA from Centrocercus urophasianus (Greater sage-grouse), 2739 nucleotides. RefSeq names its product rap guanine nucleotide exchange factor 3-like. Lineage: Eukaryota; Metazoa; Chordata; Aves; Galliformes; Phasianidae. Gene Ontology annotation, cellular component: plasma membrane. The record is from RefSeq and is a predicted model, not a curated record. Gene Ontology annotation, biological process: Ras protein signal transduction; positive regulation of GTPase activity. The transcript is spliced from 21 exons. Gene Ontology annotation, molecular function: guanyl-nucleotide exchange factor activity. Bases 1 to 2613 code for a protein of 870 amino acids.